Xenia sp. Carnegie-2017 is the source of this 2510-nucleotide messenger RNA. RefSeq lists its product as uncharacterized. Lineage: Eukaryota; Metazoa; Cnidaria; Anthozoa; Malacalcyonacea; Xeniidae. The transcript is spliced from 2 exons. The record is from RefSeq and is a predicted model, not a curated record. Bases 117 to 998 code for a protein of 293 amino acids.
GUCGGUGUCGUUCUCAGUUCGAGACGAUUGCAACUUAUGUUGUUUGCCAUUUGGCGUUUAUCGAUAUAAGUAAACCCCACCGUAUUUAUAAGACAAAAUAGAGAAAUACAUUGAUAAUGCAUCGGCCUAUCGAGUAUGACGGAUUGAACUUCAAGUACAUCGAGCAAACAAGCCAAAAGCAGGAAACUUCGAAGUCUCCCUUGGUUUUAUUAGCAGCAACGUGUAGUAAAAUUGGAAACGAACACCAGCAGUUAUUGAACGUUUCAAAUGAGGCCUUCGUGGGCCAAACGGCCGGCUCACAGUGCGUCGUGUCUUGUUUUCAAGAGACAAAUCAUUUCGACCAGACAUCGGAGUCGUAUGUUGUUUUGCCAUCCACCGAAGCGAAUACGAAUUUUUUGACACAUGGAAACGAACAAUCUAUGAAAGCUGACCUUCGUGAUCAGCACGAAGCGAGAGAAAUUUACGGCGCGAAAGGAAGUGAUGAACUACAUUCCAAUUUGAUAUUCUCACAGCUAGAUAAUGUUCAGGCUUCGCGCAUGGAUGCCGCUCAAAUUCAACCUGAACAACAAUGGACAGUAAAUUCUCCUUUUACAUCUUCUCCUUUAAAUCCAAUAUGUUCUUAUGUAACUGCUCGUCCUCCUAUUCAGUGGAAAGAGAAAUUGGGGACAUGGCCGCCAUCCAGUGGCAAAGUGAUGAAAAAUCAACCUAGUCGACAUCGUGAUAGAUCAUCAAAUGAGCAGAUGAACAGUGCUGUAAUAUCUAGUGGUAACCAAAUGUCUAUGUCCAUGCCAAAUGGACUACAAACAAUUAUUACACCAAGCAAUGACACUCCUAUAUCCUUAAAUGCAACACCUUUAAAUAACACAAACCUGGAAUGGGUCACAACAACAAAAGCUAUUACUUUGCAUAACACUUCAAAAGAUGUGAAUUUUACAGAUAAUCAAACAGAUACAAGUGGAGUCAUGAAUGGCAGCACUCCCAAGCAACUAAAAGAGUGACGUGUAGCUUGCACAUGUCCUAAUUGUAGAGAUGGUGGGGAGAUUGGUGAAUGGUAAGAAAAUUCAUAUUUGCAAUAUCCCAGGCUGUGGUAAAGUGUAUGGAAAGACUUAGCAUCUUGAGCUCAUUUACGGUGGCAUUCUGGUGAGAAACCUUUUGUUUGUAAAUGGCUUUAUUGUGGGAAGUGUUUCACAAGGUCUGAUGAGCUCCAACGACACAUUCGAACACAUACUGGUGAGAAAAAAUUUGUAUGUGAAAUAUGCAACAAAAGGUUCAUGAGAAGUGACCAUCUUUCAAAGCAUAUAAAAACACAUGGAAAUAAUUCAAGGAAAAAUGCUGCACAAUCAAAGAAAACCUUGCAAGUUCAGGCUUCCUCAACCAGUGCGUCUACCCAAACAAUGGCCACAAAUUUUCCUGAAGCAGGUACAGCCCUCCAUUAUUUACAUGGCUCAGAAAUUCUUUCAAAACUAUCAAAUGAUAAAAUAGUCAGUAAUAUUACAUCACCAGCUUCAAGCAAGGUUGCUGUGCUUGUAACUCAACAACCUGUCAGUAGCAAAUCACAUCAUCAAGGAAAUAUGCAACUGAAACAUGUACAUCAACUACAAGUGCAAAGAGAUUUCACAGACCCAUCUUCUAAUUCUGAUCAACCCGAGGCACAGGCUCAAAUUAUUACAUUAGAUGAUGGAACUGUCCUUGAAAUACAUUGUACUCCAAAUGAACCUCCUGAUGUUAGCACACAUUGAUGCUGAAUGUGAUGUGAUAUCAAGUGAAAUUGAUCAUAAUUCUGCUAUUGCAAAUUGAUCUUGAUGAAACUAAUAUUAUCAAAAUAUUGUUAGCUCCUAAUUGACAAAAUGGAAUAUUCACAAUAUGUCUAACUAUAAAGUUUGCUUUUUCAUAUGUUAUUUGUACUUUUAAUGCCUAACCAAAAAUAAGAUUGUUCAUUCAAAGUUGUCACCUGUGAACAAUCUUGUUUUUGUUUAUGAAUUCUCAUUAUUUGCAUGAAUACCUGCAAUUUGACACAUUCAAAUUUGUGUGACAGGAAAAUUUUUAAGAAAUCAAGUUUUUUAUGGAAUUUACAUAUUUACCAUAUUGAGUAACAGUAAUGGAAAGUGCAAUUAUAUCCAAUCAUGGAUAGAGAGUGCUGAUUUAUGAAAAGCCAUUAUGGAUUUUUAAAAACCUGCAUGGAUUUUAAACAACACAAUAAUGGAGUUUAGGGAAAAACAAAUUCAGCAUAUGGGUGUUAAAAUAUUUGUUUUGACUCUUAGUUGAAACGAAUGGUCACAGGGAUAGAAACUCAGUAAGUGGUCAAAGUGCUAAAUGUCCUGCAAUGUGUCAAUAUCGGUUCUAAACAUUAUGCACAAUCGAUUCCUAUUCCAUCAUAUCUUACAUGGAAGCUGGAAUUUUAUGGUAGUAAUAGCUAUCAAAUAUUUCUUGCACAAAAUCAAACAUAAAAUUGUGUUAUUUUAUUUAAAUCUUGAUCUGAAUAGAUCAACUAUUAAAAAGUACCAAUCAAA